Molecule: messenger RNA, 4375 nt
Organism: Hyaena hyaena (striped hyena)
Lineage: Eukaryota; Metazoa; Chordata; Mammalia; Carnivora; Hyaenidae
Product: zinc finger protein 595-like
Exons: 4
Coding region: 129-3098 (989 amino acids)
Biological process (GO): regulation of transcription by RNA polymerase II
Cellular component (GO): nucleus
Molecular function (GO): DNA-binding transcription factor activity, RNA polymerase II-specific; RNA polymerase II cis-regulatory region sequence-specific DNA binding
Source: RefSeq, a predicted model, not a curated record
UGCAGGCAAGCAGCUUACUGGGGAAGAGGCUGUGUUGGUGGCUUCACAGACAUUUUCUCCUACUUCAGCUGGGAUUUCCCCCAAAGAUCUUCUGAGAAGGAAACUUAGACCCGAAGGUGAAAGAAGAAAUGGCUAGUUCGCAGGGACUGCUGACCUUCAGGGAUGUGGCCAUAGAAUUCUCUCAGGAGGAGUGGGGACGCCUGAGCCACAGUCAGCGGGAUCUGUACAGGGACGUGAUGUUAGAGAACUAUGGACACCUCCUCUUCUUGGGUUUUGUUGUGUCAAAGCCGGACCUGGUCAUCUUUUUGGAACAAAAGAGGGAGCAAUCGGAUGUGAAGAGAAAGGAGACAGUAGGCUCCUACCCAGCUGUGUCUUCAAAUGGCCCUCAGAGCCUCCUUCCAAAGAUGUGCAUACAAACUUCUUUCCAGAGAGUGUCAGUGGGUAGGUGUAAAGAUAGCGUCAUUGAGAAUGGACUCUUAGUGAUAGACGGGAACAGUGUUGGGGAGAGACAAGGGCGCCAAAGAUCUUCUGAAGCACCUAUGCAAAUGGAGACAACUGCCCAUUAUAAGAGUCUCAGUGCCCCAAUCGGUGAAGGGUCUAAAGCAUUUUGGGGAACGCCCAUUUCUAAGUCCAUUACUUCUGCAAAGCAGUGUGUUUCUAUAGGCAAAGGCUCAAAUCAAGUGGUGAAACACACAUAUUUGCAGAACAAAAAUUUGGAAAAUAUGGGAAGUGACGUCCAUCCUGAAAACGCACAUUUGUACCAUUUUGACAAUAAGGUUUCAUUGACCUUUCAGUCAAAUAUUUCUGAAAAUCAGAGAUUUAAAACUGUAGGAAAAAGUGUUAACUGGCAUCCAUUUGAAGGGUCCUUCACUGAGCAAUCGACCUUAAACCAUAACCACAGCAUUUUCAAUGAAAACAGAAUUACUCAUUGCAGUGAAUCUGAGACAAUACUUAACCAGGGUUCAAAUGUUAUGAAACAUCGAAGGACACGUUUGUCUGAGAAGCAUUAUGAAUCGAAUAAAUGUAGAGAAGUGUUUCAUGAAAGCUCCAACCUUCUUAUACAUAAGAGUAUACAGUUGGGAGAAAAUCCUUCACAAUAUAAUGAUUGUGGGAAAAUUCCUAACCAGUCCUCUGAUGAUCAUGAUCAUCAGAGGACUGAUGUGGGAAAAAACCCAUCUGCAUGCAGUGAACUUGAGAACAUGCUUAGUCAGUCAUCAAGGCUAAAGAUAAAUAAGACAAUGCAUACCGGACAGAAAGAAUACAUUUGCAAGGAAUGUGGCAGAGCCUUCACCUGGCACUCAACACAAUUUCAACAUCAGCGAGUGCAUACUGGAGACAAAGCUUACAAAUGUGAAGAAUGUAGUAAAACUUUUAGUUAUGGCUCAUCAGUAAGUGAACAUAAACUAAUCAGUACUGGCAAGAAACCUUACCAAUGUAAAGAAUGUGGCAAGGCCUUUAACUGGCCCUCAGCACUUAAUGGACAUCACCGAAUCCAUACUGGAGAGAAACCUUACCAGUGUAAAGAAUGUGGCAAGACCUUUAACUGGCGCUCAGUUCUUAAUCGACAUCACAGAAUCCAUACUGGAGAGAAACCUUACCAAUGUCAAGAAUGUGGCAAGGCCUUUAAGAACCACUCAGCUCUUAAUCGACAUCACAGAAUCCAUACUGGAGAGAAACCUUACCAAUGUAAAGACUGUGGCAAGGCAUUUAACUGCCCCUCAGUUCUUAAACGACAUCACAGAAUCCAUACUGGAGAGAAACCUUACCAAUGUAAAGAAUGUGGCAAGGCCUUUAAAAACCACUCAGCUCUUAAUCGACAUCACGUAAUCCAUACUGGAGAGAAACCUUACCAAUGUAAAGAAUGUGGCAAGGCCUUUAACCGGCCCUCCAUCCUUAUUCAACAUCAGCGAAUCCAUACUGGAGAGAAACCUUACCAGUGUAAAGAAUGUGGCAAGGCCUUUAUCUGGCGCUCGCUUCUUAAUCAGCAUCACAGAAUCCAUACUGGAGAGAAACCUUACCAAUGUAAAGAAUGUGGCAAGGCCUUUAAGAACCUCUCAGCUCUUAAUCAACAUCACAGAAUCCAUACUGGAGAGAAACCUUACCAAUGUGGAGAAUGUGGAAAGGCCUUUAACCAGAACUCAAAUCUUACUGAACAUUCCAAAAUUCAUACUGGAGAGAAACCUUACCAAUGUACAGAAUGUGGCAAGGCCUUUACCCACCGCUCAAACCUGAAUGAACAUCACAAAAUUCAUACUGGACAGAAGCCUUACCAAUGUAAAAUUUGUGGAAAAGCCUUUUCCCACUCGUCAAACUUUACUGAACAUCGCAAAAUCCAUACUGGUGAGAAACCUUACCUAUGUAAAGAAUGUGGCAAGGCAUUUACACAUCGCUCAUCCCUUAUUCAACAUAACAGAAUCCAUAACAGAGGGAAACCUUACCAGUGUAAAGAAUGUGGCAAGGCCUUUACCCACAACGCAAACCUUACCAAACAUCACAAAAUCCAUACAGGAGAGAAACCUCACCAAUGUAAAGAAUGUGGCAAGGCCUUUAAAAACCACUCAGCUCUGAGUCAACAUCACAGAAUCCAUACUGGUGAGAAACCUUACAAGUGUAAAGAAUGUGGCAAGGCCUUUAACUGGCCCUCAGCCCUUAAUCAACAUAACAGAAUCCAUACUGGAGAGAAACCUUACCAAUGUAAAGUAUGUGGCAAGGCCUUUUCCCACUAUUCAAACUUUAGUGAACAUCACAAAAUCCAUACUGGAGAGAAACCUUAUCGAUGUAAAGAAUGUGGCAAGGCCUUUACCCACCACUCAAAACUUACCCGACAUCACAGAUUCCAUACUGGAGAGAAACCUUACCAAUGUAGAGAAUGUGGAAAGACCUUUACCCAGCACUCAAAUCUAUCUGCACAUCAGAAAAUUCAUACUGGAGAGAAACCCUACCAAUGUAAGGAAUGUGACAAGGCUUUUACCUACCGCUCAUACCUUAUUCAACAUCACAGAAUCCAUACUGGGGAGAAGCCUCACCAAUGUAAACAAUGCGGCAAGGCCUUUACCCAACAAUCAAGCCUUAGUCGACAUCAGGGAAUUCAUACCUGAUGGAAACCAAUGUAAAGAAUGUACUAAGGUCUUUCAUCAGUCUUUAAUCUUUACUCAUUAUUGCAGAAUCCAUACUGGAGCAAAUCUUCCAAACUUAAGGAAUGUGCAAAAUGUUUGUGGACAGCUCACCCCUUACUUCACAUUGGAAAAUGUAUCCUGGAGAAUAACCACGGAAUACUAAAGAAUGUGGCAAGGCUUUGAAGCAAUGCUACACCCUGACUCCUGAUCAGAGAGGAAACACUGGGGAGGAUUUUGCAAAUAUAAAGAAUUUGGGAAGCCUGUUCAUUAGAGGUGAAGCUUCAGUGUGCAUUUUAGAGUUCUGCUGGAGAACUCUUAAUCUAUAAGGAAUGUGGUAAAACUUCCAUGACUCCUUAACCUUACUCUGCAUCACAGACAUUUUACUUAGGAGAAACAUAACAAAAGUAAAGAAUGUGUCUGGCCAUUUGCUGUAACUCACAACUUCCUCAAUAUCAUAGCUGUCUUACAGGAUAGAACUCACAUGUAGAGAAAGUUGCAGGGCUUAUGAAUGGAAUUUGAUCCUUAAUCAAUAUCCUAAAGUACACACGAGAUGUAAAUCCUAUAGACAUAAUGAAUGAGGAACAGCCUUCAUAUUAAAUAUACACUUUAGCAAGCACCAGACACUUCUUCAUAAAAGAAGGUACCUUGAAAGAUUUAAAUCUUUAGAAGGAUAUUUAACGGAACAUCAAAUGUCAAUAAAUGUCACAAUUCACAAUGAAAAGUAGUACAUCGGUCUCUACUCAGACACACAUCAAAAUACUAAUGAUAAGGAAUAAUACAAUGUUAAACAGCGUAUAUGCCAUUAUGCCUCAAAAGAUUAAAUGGAUCAAUUUUUGCAUAGGCAUGUUAAUUUCAGUCUGUGCUGUUUUUUCUCACCUCAACCCUAUGUGACAUUUGUGACUAGUAAACAUUAAUAUAUUUCUACUCUCGAAUUCCUUCCAAAAUUCAUUAAAUCCCAGUGGGUUUUGAAAAUUAUGUGGUUGAUUGUUGAUGCAUGAAAGAUAUGACAUGCCCUUCUUCAUUAGGUGUGACUCAUGUAGGUUUUCAUGGAGGAUGGACAACAUAAUAUAUAAUUUAUAAAGAAAAUCUUCAUGGAGAUGCUGUUUUUGGUGAAAUGAUUGGUGUAAGUUCUAAUGUAACAGGUGUUCAGAACAUCAUUCUUUCCCUUGUAUUAAAACUAACAAUUUUGGGAUGUCUGGGUGGUUCAGUCAGUUGAGUGUCCGACUUUAGCUCUGGUUAUAUUCUCAUGGUUCAUGUGU